AUGGCGAGAGUGCUCCACAACUUGCUGUUAUUUCUCAUUAGACUUGCGCUGAAAAUCCGAGUUUUGGGUUAUUGGUCGUUGAUCUACGGUUAUUGUGCUCUCUGCACCGUCGUAGCCCUGCUGAAACUUUGGUGGAACAUCGUCUUGAGGCCGACUGCAACCUUCCAAUGGGCGAUUCGUGAAACUCCCCCGGCUUGUCUGAAUGACACGUCCUUGGGAACCCACUGUUAUGUUAGGAUCAAGGAGUCUGGCCUCAGGUUUCACUACGUUGCUGCCGGAGAGAGAGGAAAGCCGCUCAUGCUGUUUUUACACGGCUUCCCUGAGUUCUGGUUCUCCUGGCGUUACCAGCUGCGUGAGUUUAAGAGUGAAUUCCGCGUGGUGGCCAUCGACAUGCGGGGCUACGGGGAGUCCGACCUGCCGCUCUCUGCUGAAAGUUACCGCUUCGACUAUCUGGUGACCGACAUCAAGGAUAUUGUGGAGUACUUAGGAUACAACAGAUGUUGUCUCGUCGGCCACGACUGGGGAGGGACCGUCGCGUGGCUGUUCGCCAUUCACUACCCAGAGAUGGUGACAAAACUCAUCGUCCUGAACUGCCCGCAUCCUUCCGUGUUCACAGAUUACGCUCUGCGUCACCCGAGCCAGCUGCUGAAAUCCAGUCACUUCUUUUUCUUCCAGCUGCCCCGCUUCCCGGAGCUCAUGCUCUCCAUCAAUGAUUUCAAGGCUCUGAAGGCCUUGUUCACCAGCCGCAACACAGGGAUCGGAAGGAAAGGCCGCUGGCUCACCGCGGAGGACCUGGAGGCUUAUCUGUAUGCACUGUCACAGCCGGGAGCUCUGACCGGAGCGCUCAACUACUACAGGAAUGUCUUCAGCUCCCUGCCCCUGAGCCAGAAUCACGUCAGGUCUCCGGUGCUGCUGCUGUGGGGUGAGCGGGACGCCUUCUUGGAGCAGGAAAUGGCGGAGGCGUGCCGCCUCUACAUCCGGAAUCAUUUCCGCCUCAACAUCAUCUCUGGGGCCAGUCACUGGCUGCAGCAGGACCAGCCUGACAUUGUGAACACCCUCAUAUGGACCUUCCUCAAGGAGGGCGAGGGACGCAAAAGCUACAGGAACUAA
Chelmon rostratus (copperband butterflyfish) is the source of this 1110-nucleotide messenger RNA. It is a transcript of the gene ephx4, whose product is annotated as epoxide hydrolase 4. NCBI's taxonomy places the organism in Eukaryota, Metazoa, Chordata, Actinopteri, Chaetodontiformes, Chaetodontidae. The record is from RefSeq and is a predicted model, not a curated record. Gene Ontology annotation, molecular function: hydrolase activity. The coding region runs from base 1 to 1110 and encodes 369 amino acids. The transcript is spliced from 7 exons.